Ustilago hordei is the source of this 1809-nucleotide messenger RNA. RefSeq lists its product as uncharacterized. The transcript has a single exon. The record is from RefSeq and is a predicted model, not a curated record. NCBI's taxonomy places the organism in Eukaryota, Fungi, Basidiomycota, Ustilaginomycetes, Ustilaginales, Ustilaginaceae. The coding region runs from base 1 to 1809 and encodes 602 amino acids.
AUGCCACCUUUCCUGUCCGUUUUCAGGUCUAGGACCAACUCCUUGCUCGACAACAUUACCGGCAUCAUCCCAGACUCGCCAUCUGACAGUACCUCCAAGGACAACUCCCUCACUUGUAGAAAGUGCGGCAAUCGCUUCCGUGACAGACUCGAACUCAGCUCUCAUUUCAACCUCCUCCCAAAUCACUCCGACUACGCUGACAGCUACAACUAUGAUUCUUUCACUCGUCCCAAGGGUAGACGCGCCAAAUCCGACCGUACUCUUGAGCUCGGUACGCCCACCCCGUCAGCGCUUCUAGAUGGUGUCACUCCCAGUGCCAGCUUCAGCGAAACACAGGCUUACUACGCUGUUCAGAACGACGACAAAGAGCAGGACGCUUCCACCACACGACCAGCUCUGCUCCGCAAGUUCCCUGCACUCUCCAGUCACAGCAUCAACCUCACCGGAGAUCAACAACCACAGUCUCCUCCUCCAACCGACUAUGCCGAUAGCAUCGCCCCUUCACCACGCUCGGAUCCAAAAGGCAAGGGAAAGCAAAGGGCCAUGCCUCGUCUUCGAAGAGACGAUUCUUUCCAGUACGGUCAACCUCUUGCCUCGUCAGAUGAAGAAGACGCUGAGUGCCAGUCCCGUGCUACAAGCUCAUCCACCAAGAACUUCGGCAGCUCUACUCGCUCCCGUGCGCACAGUGCUAGCGUAGAAGCGAUGGCUUCGCACUCUACACUCAACGCCCGCCCGCGCAGCUCCACCUCUUCUAACACGUCCAAGACCAGUCGCGCUUUGGCCAAUAAGGCAGUGGGCCAAGCACCACCUCUUCCUCCCAAGAUACCCAUGUUCGAGCGGCAAGACAAGCUAAAACAAUCAUAUAUUAGCUCACAAGACAGUGCAGACGACACUGACUCCAUCGAUUCCGACGCCAGCUUCCGCACUGCCGGAUCCACCAAAAAGCCAUCCGAAAAGACCCGUCUCAAGCAGUCAUAUGCAGCUCGCGACACUUUCGGGCCUAGUUGGGGCUCACCAUCUGCUUCAAGCAAACAGAUGGGCAAGCAGCUCCCACCUCGACCCAGAGAGCGUCAUGCCAGCGAGUCGAAUCUCCUGCUGGAAUCCAUGGGUACUUCUCACGAUGACGCUCCACCCUCCUAUUACGAGCUGCAUGGUGACGCCGACCCUUUCGAUGAUUUGGCGCUCCCACCUCGCUCUACUUCACGUCACUUUGUCUCCCGAUCUGAUGGCUUUGCUACCGUGCCUACCUCACCAGUCAGUCGCUGCGAUCCUGCUACAUCCCGCCGCCCUCGACGUUCCACGAACGCUUGGCCGUAUGCCUCGAGCAGUGCCUUCCCAGUCACCUUUUCGCGUUGCAACGAUCUCGACACGAUCGAUACUUACACUUCCCUGCCAAAUACCGAAGACGAUCUCUACAAUAGCUCUCCCGUAUCACCAAAGGCACAAUUGCGCAGAGCUGCGGGUGUAAGACCAUCCAUGAGCUCGAAGCUCGCCAACGGUUCGCUCCCCCCAUCGAUCUCCUCGUCCUCCUUCUCAUCUAGUCCAUCACCGACCACGCCAAAGACCCCCUUUGCAUUCUUGGCAGAUGCUCCUCUUUCAUCGCCACCGCCAACUCUUUCGAAGCCUCACAAGGCUAGCGCUGGUUCUAGCCGCCGUAUUCGUCAGUCCAGUCGCGCGAAGUCGGAUGCAGCCGCGCCUAGCACCCGCUGUCCGACCUGCUUUGUCAAGUUUGCCACUCUCGAAAAGACCCUCGAGCACCUUGACAAUUCCGACUGUGGCGCUGUCGAGUUCGAAAGCGGCAUCAUGUAA